AUGGAAAAUAUUGGAAUAAACUGUGAAAAGAAACCAGAUGAAAUCGGUGACUGGGAUUUGGAAUCAAGUUUAAAUAGCAUAGUCUCACGUGUACCAGGUUCCUUCUGGUGGAAUGAUACAUUGUCGAUAGAGUCUAAAAUAAACAUCAAAAUAUAUUAUUGGCUUCGAAUUCCUGCCCAUGAACUCUCUAUCAACCAUGAUCAAAGACAUGAUGUAAAUGAUCGCAAGAACAUACAUUCAAAUAGGUUACUGGCUAAAUUAUUACUAAUCCAUUAUAAUGAAUCAAUAAAUAUUUCAGGCGUUCAACUUACUCCGCAAAAUCAGAAUCAGAUCAUAUGCAUUGACUGUUAUGUGCCCCAGAACGGAGGACAUUGGAAAGUGAUAUGGAGUGAUUUAAAACGAAAUCUUGAAUUAUCUACUUCAUCAGAUGGUGAACAUUAUGGUAAAUCGAAAAAAAUGAUAUCGAAAAAGCCAAUACAGUUAGGGCCUGGUUUACGAAUUACUGGUUGGGCAUCUGGUCAUUCAUAUUCGUCCAAAUCUUGUGAUGAUACGCUACCAGGCUGUGAGACUCACAACUGGUGCUUUAUUAUUCCUAUAAAUAUAGAUCACUUGUAUAACGUGACUGUAGUGUUAUUAUUACCAAAAAUCAAGGAUGUAAAUGUUAAUCCGCCUACGCAUCCUCUACGAUCUACAGGAUUGGGUGGAAGCAGCAAUGAUAUAAACCUAUUAAAUAGUAAUAAAUAUAAACUUUUCACAUUACAACAGUCUAAUUUUACACAAACAAAAGAGUUACAAUUAAGAAAAAAUUCAAAUUUGAACAAUAACAAUACUAAUUUUUUCUUCACAUCAAGUCUUUUUGGAUUUGGAGCCAAAUUGGUUGUUAUUACGCAGCCUAACAACUACCAACAGAAACUAGAUAUGAGUUCUAUUAGUGUAGAUUCAAUUUGCUCUUUUGAUACAUUAGAUUAUCAUUGUCGUUUUGGCGAUAAACAGAAAUCCUGUCAAUAUACAUACAUUGAAACACAGAACGGUACUCCAGCCUAUAAAAAUGGAUCUUUUGUUAGUCAAUUAAAAAAUGAUCACAAAGAAGAAAAUCUUCAAUACAAUGAUCAUAAUCAACUAUUUAACGAUCAACCAUUAUUUCUAGAUCAUAUCAAAGAAGUGAAUUUGAAUGAAACAUAUUUCGUAUCAUGUUUGAAACAUAAUGUAACCAUAAAUUGUGAUUCUUCGGUCGUAUCCAAGGGUAAAAAUGAAAAUGGAUUUAAUCCGAAAUAUUAUACUGAAAUCUAUCCACUUGAAGAAUUGGAAGUUGUAUGCUCAAAACCAACUGCUCCUUCCUGGUUCUCUAAAUGUAAAAAAUCCCAAAGCAUAUUAAAUGUAAAUAAUCGUCAAAGUGGAUCAAAUCAAUCAGCAUUGUAUACAACGUAUACAGAUUCAUCAAUAAGUAUGGCUGAAUCGGACCAACUCAACAGUCAAUCGUUGUUAGUUGAUGUAGAACAACACGCUCUUCCUAAAACAUCAACAACUUAUUCUACAUUUUCAAAUCCAACGGUAGAAUAUGAAAACCGAACAAAUUUGUUGAAUAAACUUCUUGGAGAAUUAAAUUUGUUAUCACAGAUUAUUUUUAAUUUAGACAGUACUUAUAAUGUAUGUAAUUAUGAUCUUCAUGAGUUAUGCAAAUGUAUUCUACAAGAUUUAACAGAAUUACAUAAUGAUGAAGAAGAUGAAGAGGAUAUUUGUGAUCAGGAGUUGGCCUUUCCUUCACCUCUAAUGCCAACAACAACACAACCUUCAAAUUAUCAUAAAGAGGAACUACACGCAAUAUCGACGAUGAGUACCAAUGAUACAACUCUUAUCGAUAAAGAGAAUACUAACGAUCUAUCAGUUAUAUGUGUCCCUUUACCAAAUGCUUGUCGAAUCAAAUCACCUGUACGAUUACUGGUUUCCUAUUUCGAAAUUUUAUCAGAACUCAUGGAGUUGAAAGAUCAUGAAAAUAAGUGUUCAGAAGAUAAUCAGGAGGAUUUAUCUAGUUUAAUGGAUACAUCAGCUAGUAUUUUACGUCUUUUAGAUGUAGAUACUGCUAUUGAUGAAAAUCAAAGUAAAAAAUAUCAAAACAAUGAAAUAAAUUUUUCAACCUCUAAAACUUGCGAAAUUGCUUUGCAUACUUUAUUACACCUACACAAUGCUUGGGUAGCAGCUCCAGUACUCAUCGAAAUGUUGAAUACAGAAGAUAACAAUGAAUCAAAUGAUUCUAAAAAAUUAUAUGAAACAAUCCAACUUUACUUAACACGUAUACAAUCUGCAUUGGAUCUACAAAGGCAAAGAUUGAAAACAUUAAUUUCUAAUGAUCUAUGCUUAAAUCUAGAUAAGCCCAUAAUAUCAUCUUUAAAUGAAAAUACAGUUGAAAAUUUUGAAGAUUUAUGUAGACUUGUAAUCGAUAGUUCACUUAGUAAUGAAUUGGAGUCAGAAAAACAGUUAUUCCAUUCAAUUCAAUGUAAUUCAAAUGAAUUAUUUGAUAAAAUUGUUCAAGCAUUAGAACUACUACCUCUUCCUUUAACUGAUCUAUGGAAACAAAGUAAAAAGUUAUGUACUCCAAACAAUUCCAUUGGACUUGAGAAGCAUGACAAGCUAGAUAACAAUCGGGAGUCAUUCUUCGAUAAAACUGAUUUUGAUGAUGAUCACAAAUGGGAGCAAUUUUAUGAAUUUAAUAAAUUAUAUUUAAACUGUCUUGCAGUAUAUUUAAAUGAAGUGAAGUGUUUUGUUACUACAAUCAAUGAUGGAAAACUGUCACAAUCACAGUCAGUCACAACAGUAACAAACGACACCGUUCAUAUUAAUUCUGCUAGUCAGUCUUUUAAUUAUCCUAUUACACAUUUGAAUAGUAGUAUUCUAUUGAAUACAAGUUGGCAGCAAAAACAAUUGGAUAACGUUGACAAAGAACGUGAAAUUUUACAAGAAAAUUUCAAUGAAUUAAGUGUUCUAGCUGAUUUUCUUCACGAAUUUUUGUUGUCAUCAUUACCAUCAUAUUCAUCAUCUAGUUAUUCUUCUGUAAUAAAAACUUCAAAACAACAAAAACUAUGGAAAGAAUUAAUUAAUGAAAUGCGAUCAAUUUCAUCGCGUGCAUUUGAACAAUAUACUUGUCUUGGAUUUAUAAAACAGAUUAUUCUUAGACCCGGUGGAUUAUGGGAUCUGUCUAAUUUUUUAAUAGAACUAUUAAAUCAAUUAAUCAAUGUUUCUCAGUCACAUAGUUCGACAGAAUCGGAUCUAUAUAUUUUUGAACUUUCUAUUCGCCAUUUAAGUCAUCAAAUUUGGAUUGAAUUAGCUUCAAUUAAUAAUUUAUCGAAUGAAUACUUUGAUAAAACUGAAGAUAUUGGUAUAACUGGAUGGUUUGAAGCAUGGAUUUAUCGUUUACAAGAGAUAUAUCGACUAGUGGUUGAUAAAUGGACUGAACAAAUGCAUCGAUUUCGUAACAAUGUACAAAUCCGUACAAUUAAUGAUUGGUGUAAUUACGUUACAAAUUGUAUUCCUGAACAUGAAAUGUUCCAAAAUCUACCUCCUAACUUGGCAUCUUUACCUUAUGAUCAUCAACAAUCAAGAAAACAUCAUUUAUUUGACAAAUCAAUAAAUAAAGAAUUUCAUUUUGCUAUACUUUGGUCUUUAUUAUGUGAUGCGGAAAUAAUUCAAGAGAAGUACAAUGUUCAAAUAGAAACAUCUUGUUCGAUAAGUAAACAAUUCACCGAAACAUUACACAAAUUGAAACAAUAUUUAAAUAAAUACAUUGAAAAGUUCACCAUGUUAUCAAUGGAUAAUGUCAAUUCUACGCUACACAAUUCUAAUCAUAGCUUAAUAACACCACUAUUAAAACAAUUAGAAUAUAGUUUAUAUGAAAUUCCUGAUCAGUGUCGUGUAUUUUCUUUAGAGUUAAUUGAUAACACUUUCAGUGUUUCCCAUCAGUCUGAUCAGUUGCGUGUCAUGUUACAAGAGUUACGGCGUUUACGUAAUUUAUGUGAACGUAAUUAUCUGCUAUGUAAUCAAUCUUUAAGUCUUUUGCAUAAAAUAAGCCUUUCCAAUUUAGAUCAUUAUGAGUCGAAUGCUGUGAAAGAUAUGCUUCAUGUGUUAACUACAUGGACUUAUGGUUACUUUGUCAUUCGUCAUUCGUUAGAACGAGUUAUUCGUGCUGGAGGUGUUGUUGAAUCUGAAAGAUAUCCAUUGAGAACAGUAAUAGCGAAUGAAUUACGUUCAGAAGCAGUAAAAGAUGAUAGAUUAAAAACAACGAAUAGAGCUGAAAUACCGGAUAAUGAUAUUAAUUGUUUAGUAAUUGCUCGAACAAAUCAAGCUAUGGAAAUUAAUGAACUUUGUCAUAAAAUGGAUCAAAUUAAUUGGAUUAAUUCUUGGGAAGGGUUAUUAGAAUACACUAAUGAAGAAGUAACUAUUGAACAAGGAUAUUUUAAACUAUGGAUAAUAUACUUUCUUCAACAAUUUCAAGAUUUCUCAUCAAAAAUCAAUCUAGAUGCAAUAUUUUCAUGUCCAAAUAAACCAAUUGAAAGGAUCAACAUAAUUGGUCAGAUUGAUCAAAAAGGUUAG
Molecule: messenger RNA, 4584 nt
Organism: Schistosoma turkestanicum
Lineage: Eukaryota; Metazoa; Platyhelminthes; Trematoda; Strigeidida; Schistosomatidae
Source: the annotation of a GenBank genome assembly